This is a messenger RNA of Coprinopsis cinerea okayama7#130, 1548 nucleotides long. Its product is annotated as chromate transporter. The record is from RefSeq and is a predicted model, not a curated record. Gene Ontology annotation, biological process: chromate transport. Gene Ontology annotation, molecular function: chromate transmembrane transporter activity. The coding region runs from base 1 to 1548 and encodes 515 amino acids. The transcript has 2 exons. Lineage: Eukaryota; Fungi; Basidiomycota; Agaricomycetes; Agaricales; Psathyrellaceae.
AUGUCGCUCUCAGCCCUCGUCGCAAGAGGCGAUUGCGAGGAUAGCGAACGCGGAGAUUCACAGCACCAACCCGACACCAGAAAGCUUUGGGAUCGGAUCUGCGAUGUUCUGACAAGAACUUUUGACUUGGGUGUGACUGCAUUCGGCGGUCCUCCAGUUCAUUUCCAGAUCUUUCAUCGAAGAUUUGUGGAUGGCUUAGGAAACCCGCCAUGGAUUGACGAGCAAACUUUCAAGCAAGUCUUUGCUGUAUGUCAGGCCUUGCCUGGACCAGCGUCGACAAAGAUGCUCGUCAGUAUAGCUCAGAUCCGAGCCGGACUCUUCCCUGCCUUCUUGGUGUUCCUCUGCUGGUCCCUCCCAGGUGCAGCGGUCAUGUACGGACUGUCCCUCGGGGUGCAACGAAUGGAUACUAUCCUCCCUGCGCCAGUUUACGCCCUUCUAUCCGGCUUGAAUGCCGCAACCGUCGGUCUUAUCGCACUAUCAUCUGUGCAACUCGCCCGAAAGGCCAUAACCGACAGACUCACUCGGUUGUUGAUCAUCCUCGGUGGAAGUGCUGGGAUGUGCUACAAUGCGAUUUGGUACUUUCCCGUUCUCAUCAUCUUCGGGGGUGUCACCACCGUGGUAUGGGAUAGUUGGCUUCAAGGAUGGGUUGCGGCAUUUCGGCAGAGAAGGCUGAAGAGAAGGCAUCGUUCUUCCCUCGGCGCGUUACCUCAUUCGCGUGAAAGCAUCCAGGAAACGACUACACGACUACCAAGUGACUCCUCCGGCGGGCCCCUGCGUGAGGAUGAGCUACCGGAUCGCAAAUCCGACACUACUCCGUCCCUCACACGGUCUUCGAGUAUUGCGGUUGAUUCAGGACAUGGCAUCCCCUUCAAGAUCGGGCUGACCAUAAUUGUGGCCUUUUGGGCAGUGUUCGCGACUGUCAUGGUCCUUCGCGGUGCACUCAGAACCCCUCCCCUGCUCUUUUCCCUAUUCAAUAGCAUGUUCCUGGCCGGCACCAUCAUCUUUGGUGGGGGAACGGUACUCAUACCCCUUCUCCGAGAAUAUGUCGUUGAACCUGGUUGGGUCUCUGCACGGGACUUCCUCCUCGGGAUCGCCAUCGCCCGGUCCCUUCCUGGGCCCAACUCCAACUUUGCCGUUUACCUCGGCGCUCUUACUGCAUUAAGCGCCGGUGGGUCCAGGUCGGUGUCAAAAACGCUGCCGGGUGCAGCAGUCGCAUUUGUUGGUAUCUUCACUCCUGCCAUCUGGCUCUGCAUAGGUUUCCAGGCGGUUUGGCGUGCCUUCCGUGCUAAACCAGCCGUGGUAUCCCUCUUGCGAGGUAUCAAUUCAACGGCGGUUGGGUUGAUAUUCACAGCCGUAUAUCGCCUCUGGGAGGCCGGGUUCCUGACGGAAUCGGAGCCCACAGGAACGAGCUUGGGUAAAGAGCCAUGGUGGGUGGUCGUGGCAGCAUCUACAUUCGCGGGGGUAGAAUGGUUUGCGGUGCCUCCCCCUGUAGCCAUCUUGUCUGGUGGAAUUGCAGGUUUAGCUUGGCAUGGAGUUGUUCGUCGAUGA